This is a messenger RNA of Brassicogethes aeneus, 1468 nucleotides long. The record is from the annotation of a GenBank genome assembly. NCBI's taxonomy places the organism in Eukaryota, Metazoa, Arthropoda, Insecta, Coleoptera, Nitidulidae.
AUUUUUUGACACCUGUCAAUGAGGUUAAGUUCUCGGUAUUUUUCUGUCAGUUUCACGUGUCAACAACACAACAAUGAGCAAUUCGUUCGGUCUGCACAACGAGGACGACCUAUUUUACUUCGAAUCGGAUCAUUUGGCCCUGCGAGGCAGCAAAGAAUACAGCGAGCUGCUGAAAACCGUGCUAUUGCUGUCGAUACACCGGGAAAAGGCCAUCAAGGACUUCAAUAAGGUCUGCGAGCUGAAAAAGGAGUACUUAAAGAGGCCUCGCAAGGAUGUUAAAGGCAUCCCGGAGAUGUUGGAGCUGCCCAAGAUACCGAGAAUCGAUUUUGAGAAGUUUAACGUGCAGAUACCCCAGGAGGAGCUGAAUUUCAUUUAUUCGGAGAAUAAAAAUGUUGAACAAGGUGAUAAGGUGGGUUCGCUGACACAGGCAAAGCACGGUAAGGCGUGGACGCCGGAAGAACAAAAACGUUUGGAGGAGUUGCUGGUUGUUUAUCCCGCUGAAGCCGUUGAAGCUAAACGUUAUCAAAAAAUAGCCAAAGCGCUCGGAACAAGGUCUGCUCAGCAAGUUUGCAGUCGACUGCAAAAAUACUUCCUUAAACUAUACAAAGCUGGUAUUCCUGUGCCUGGUAGAAUACCGAAGUACGGGGAAAGACACAAACGCUCUUUGGCGCAUCGCCAUCAGAAAAACAAUCAUUUCCUAUGGAAACAGACGACUUUUUUCCCGGAAUUAAUAGUGCCUGUCACUUUGAAUGAACAUGAAAGUAUACCCGGGCCAAGUUUAUCCCAGCAUUCCUCUUCAUCAUCGUCUUCAAACUACUUAAUCCCGUCAACGUAUCAUCAUGAAACAACAACGCAAAAAAGCGAUAAAAAUGAUGGUGAGCUUAAGUUGGACCUUCUGAAACGUAUCAAGCUCGAAAAACAAAAACAAAACGAUGAUUCACCGUAUUACCACAUAGGUUUUUCGUGUGAUUUCUGCAAUGAAGAUCCUAUUGUAGGUUCACGUUGGCACUGCAUAUCAUGUAAUACGGACUCUAUAGACUUUUGUACUGAUUGCAUGGUGUCUCAAAUAUACUCCGAUAACCCCCACCCUAUAUCGCAUAAUUUUUAUAUUUACAAUGACGAAAUAGAUGAAAACAACAGUGAUAGCGAAAUCCAUUCCGGAAAUUGUAUUAGUUCAAACGAAAGCGAGUGCAAUUUUAGCAAAAACGUGGAAAAUGAUGUCAAAACGAUUAAAACUGAACCAACAAGUGAUAUGGAGAUAGAGGAUGUUUCAUACAGUUAUCUACAUUCAAACCUAAUGUUUCAUGAAAAUGACUAAAUUUAAAUUAUAUUGGUUUUGUUGGGUACCUACCUACAUAGGUAUAUUUUAUCUAAAUUCCAAUUUUAUGUUGUAUUUUUUAUUGAAUGACUAUUUGUUUAUUUAUUGAACCGUAUUUUAUGCAUAGAAGUAUAUAUACAUUAAAAAAUA